Physella acuta is the source of this 1197-nucleotide messenger RNA. Its product is annotated as G-protein coupled receptor dmsr-1. The record is from RefSeq and is a predicted model, not a curated record. Gene Ontology annotation, cellular component: plasma membrane. Gene Ontology annotation, biological process: G protein-coupled receptor signaling pathway. NCBI's taxonomy places the organism in Eukaryota, Metazoa, Mollusca, Gastropoda, Physidae. Gene Ontology annotation, molecular function: G protein-coupled peptide receptor activity.
AUGGAGGUCAAUGACCUUUGGGACUUCCUGAACCGAACAAGGGAAUCGGGGAAAUACCCUGAUGACGACAGACUUGGGCUGCCGGGAGGGGGACCCCCUUACACGGACGACAUGAUGAGGCACCACCUCGGACCCCUGUGGGACUUCCACGAGCUCUUCCUCCAGGUGUACGGCUACGCUUCUAUCGUGGUUUGCAUCUUUGGCAUCCUCACCAACGUCAUCAACAUUACGGUGCUGAUGGCCAAGGACAUGCGCACUGCCACGAACUACCUGCUGACGUUUUUAGCCAUCUCGGACAUACUGACCAUGCUGCCGUACAUUCCUUACAUAUUCCACUUCUACUGUCCGCUGACUGACCCAACGGAUACCCCGGCCAAGUAUACUUACAACUGGAUUCUUUACAUGCUGAUAAUCGUCUACCUUUUCGCUACGACGCAUACAAUUUCAAUCUGGCUGGCGGUAACCCUGGCUGCUUUUCGUUUCUGCCAAAUCCGAUCUUCUUGCCCGCGGGGGCCUCUGGCUAAAGAACGCCGGAUCCGGCACGUGAAAAUCGCCGCGGCGAUAAUCUACGUGUUGUCUUUGAUAAUCCUAAUCCCGUAUUACGUAACAAACGAGAUUAAAAAAGAGAGGAUAAGCUACACGAACGUGACCUUCUACACGCUGAACAUGAAACAGCUGGGGACGUCAGACACGAGUCUCGUCGUCUUCACCAGUUACAUCACCUACGCCAUCCUGGCCAAAAUCUUGCCUUGCAUCCUCAUCCUCAUCUUCAGCGGCUCCCUCCUCUACCACAUGGGGGUCAAGGCCGUGCGCCGACGCCAAAGACUCUCAGCCACCCGCCAGCGAGUCAACACGACCAGGAUGCUUCUGGUCGUCCUCAUGCUGUUCAUCUUCACGGAACUUCCUCAAGGCAUUCUCUUCAUCCUCAGCGUGUCGGUGCCAGACUUCCACCGCAACGUCUACUACCCACUCUCGGAACUCACCGACUUCAUCGCCCUGUUGAACAACGCCAUCAACUUUGUCCUGUACUGCGUCAUGUCCCAACAGUUCCGGGACAAGUUCUUCAGCAUCUACAUCAAGCCGAUCUGCGAGAGGCGCCGGACCAUGAUCACAUCGACCUCGGAACUGCUCAUCCUGAGGGAACAUGUUCCCCGUACGGUCACUACUACCACACACGAUGAGAACGGCAGGGUAUGA